Ceratina calcarata is the source of this 929-nucleotide messenger RNA. RefSeq lists its product as uncharacterized. The coding region runs from base 265 to 690 and encodes 141 amino acids. The record is from RefSeq and is a predicted model, not a curated record. NCBI's taxonomy places the organism in Eukaryota, Metazoa, Arthropoda, Insecta, Hymenoptera, Apidae. The transcript has a single exon.
GUGGGGUUGAGGUAUCUAAGGCUUUCACAAAAAUAUUUCAGAAUCGAUACCCAAAAGAUUUGCAAACUGAUCAGGGAAAAGAAUUUUACAAUAUUGAGGUGCAAAGAGUCUUGAGGAAAUAUGGUAUUAAUCAUUAUUCGUCACACUCGAUAAUAAAAAGAGAACGAUUCAAUCGUACAUUAAAGAACAAUAUGUGGAAAAUGUUUACAUAAUGGAUCGUACAAAUGGCUCAAUGCGCUACCGUGAUUGCUAGAAGAAUAUAAUAUGAGAAAGCAUAGAACCAUAGGUAUGCGACCGCGUGACGUAAAAUCUACGAACGUUGCACAACUCUUGGACACUGUGUAUAGUAACAUCAAGAUUGCUGGUUCAACACGAUUCAAGGUUGGCGAUCACGUGCGUGUGAGCAAAUUUAAAACUGUUUUCGAAAAAGGCUAUACGCCGAACUCGACUACAGAGGUGUUCAAGAUAAUCAAAGUGCAAGCAACUAAUCCAGCAACUUAUUUGCUGCAAGAUUCCUGUGGAAGACCUAUUGCCGGCGGAUUUUACGAGUAUAAAUUGCAUCGCGUUGCCGAUCCAGACGUAUAUCUAGUAGAAAAAGUGUUGCGUAAAAAGGCGGAUAAGGUCUAUGUGAAAUGGCUAGGAUUGAAUAAUACACAUAAUUCGUGGAUAAACAAAAAUAAUGUAUUGUAAAAAAGUAACAUUUUUUUCAAGAAAAAAUAAAUUAUAUAAUAUUUACAACGGUAUUCGAUAAUGUCCCCAAGGUAGUGUACGUGUGGAAUUAGGUAUAAUAUAUCGCUUGUCGUCAUAUGGGCUUAGAGCAAGUUUUCUUUCUGUCAUGGUAUAGACGUUAUGCAAUUUCGAAGUUAUUCGAGACUGUUCACACGUCAUUUCAAUUUCACUGCACAAACAUUGAAUAUAAUCAUCGAACA